AUGAAUUUCAUUACAUGUCUGAAUCUUGUGCUUGUUCUCGCUACCGGUUCAAUCGGAAGUCCAAUUAAGCGAACUCAAGAGGUAGAGAUUACCUUCAUUGGCGCAGCGGACGCCCAAUUCUCGCAAAGCUUCCCUACUGACGGCUCCAUGGUCUCUAUUUCCAAUGUACUAAGUAUCUCCCAUGUCUCUUCCGCCGAUGGGAAUGUCCAGUGUACAUUCAACGGCAUCGACAGCAGUGUCACGACCAUCAAUGGAGCCGAGACAGUUGAUGUCGGGCCUCCACAAACACAGAUUUCUGGAUCGUGCCAUUUGUCUGAUUCCACUCCACUUCCACCUACAGAGCAGGUCCAGGUUACUUUCAUUGGAGCCGCUGAUGGGGAAUUCAUGCAGAGUUUCCCGGUGGGUGGCGGAUCUGUGCAGAUAAGUAAUCCGCUGAGUAUUUCUCACAUCGAGACGGAUGUCAGCGGUUUUGUCUGUACAUUCUAUGGGGUUGAUUCGAGCAUUACCACUGUUAGUGGGGCAGAAUUGGUGGAUGUUGGUCCCCCUCAGACUCAGGUAUCUGGUACCUGUGAGUCUAUGUAA
Penicillium angulare is the source of this 582-nucleotide messenger RNA. RefSeq lists its product as uncharacterized. Lineage: Eukaryota; Fungi; Ascomycota; Eurotiomycetes; Eurotiales; Aspergillaceae. The record is from RefSeq and is a predicted model, not a curated record. Bases 1 to 582 code for a protein of 193 amino acids. The transcript is spliced from 3 exons.